Brassica napus (rape) is the source of this 3240-nucleotide messenger RNA. RefSeq lists its product as uncharacterized. NCBI's taxonomy places the organism in Eukaryota, Viridiplantae, Streptophyta, Magnoliopsida, Brassicales, Brassicaceae. The transcript has a single exon. The record is from RefSeq and is a predicted model, not a curated record. The coding region runs from base 1929 to 2198 and encodes 89 amino acids.
CCGAACUCGAACCAAACCCGCAAAAAUCUGAAGCGAACCCGAACUGAAAUUUAUAAAUAUUAGAAUGAGGCUGAAAUCUUUGACUCCGGAAACCCGAAACCUAAACGGACCUAAACCGAACCGGAUUAGAUACUAAAUAGAUAGUUUCUUAUAAUAUAAUGGACUUUCAAAUUUUCUUAAAAAUAUAAGCCUAUUACUUUUUUUUCUCUUAAUAUACUGCUAUCAAUGUUUACGAACAAACCUAUUUUUUAAAACUAUAAUCUACGUUUUCAAACAAACUUUUUUUUUCAACUGCGCAAUCUAUGUUUUCAAACAAAUUUUUUUUUAAACUACAAUUUAUGUUUCUAAAUAAAAAUUUUCUAAAAAUUACUAUACAUGUUUCCAAACAAACCUAAUUUGUACUUGAGUUUUAAUAAGAUAGAUAGAUGUAAUGUUAUCUUCUAAAUCUUCCGGUUCUUCUAGAUCUUCUAGUAACUUACAAGUUACGACCCGUCUUAUAUUCCUAUUACCAGAUUCGAGACCAGUAAACCAACUUCCAAAUAAAGAGAUAUGUUCCGUUUUAAUUUCCUGGUCAAACUGGGAGAUGAAUUCGGAUGGAGGAGGAGUACUUAAGCUCUGUUUACAGCUAAAUAAAUACAGUGUAUAGGUGAAAGAUUACCAAAGAAGAUUAGGAUAUUUUCUUGUGAAAAGUGCCAUAAUGUAUGUAUUAAUUAGUGAUUAUUUAUAUAGCGCUUCAAGUUAUAGUGGUUGGAUAUAUUCCUCCACAAGAAGGAAGAACUCUUAUUGUAAAAUCUUAUAUCAAAAAGAAAAGAACUCUUAUUGUCGUAAUAAAAUCAUUUAAUUCUCCAGAAAGAUUCUUUUUUACUUCUCUUUUGACUGUGUGCUCUUCUCUUCUCUACUUUUUUGUUUUUUUUUUUUGUUUAAGCUAUAUAAUAAUAUUGCAUCCCACCAAAUUAUAGACUUUGAUACUUAAAUCUACAUAAUAUUUUUAUUUUAACGUAAUAUAUGCAAUCACUGUAGUAUUUCAAAAUGAUACUUGAGUUCAAAGUCAUUUAAAUCAUACUCUACAGAUGUAUUGGGGUUCUUGUCGUUGGUCAUGUUGAAAUUCGGACACAUUAUUUACACAUAACAAUUUAUAUACACACGAUUGUUAAUUGAUUUGAUUUCCUACAAAAAUAAAAUAAUUCGGAAUAUACAAAUGUAUGAAAAAAAUUGCACAUAACUAUUAUAUAUAUAUAAUCAGUUACAAAAAAAAAACUAUUAUAUACCCCACUAAGGUUUUGGAAAGCUCACUGAAAAAAAUAAACUACGAGAGACUCAGUGCAAAACAAUUGAUUUGGUUGACAAUGUAUAUUAAUACUUGGAAGAUUUUGGUUCUUUGGUGAAAUGUUUUUGCAUGCAAAGUGGCGUGGACACAGUUAAGUGUUUGGAGAAUUAUCUUUCGGACGUUAGGGUUCAAAAAUAGAAUGAUCUUCCGAUCAUAACGUGUAUUCUCCCAUUCUAAAGUAUUAUUGACCGCUCAUAAUUCUUUGGUCAGAAAAGUACUUAGGUCUAGACUUCUAUUUCAGGAUUCAAUUAGAUAGUAAAAUGAAAAUUUUCUUGGAAAAAUGAACGUGGUCUUAGUUAGGCAAGAGUUGCUAAGAUUGACGGGAAAAGAAAAGAAAAAGAAAGAAUGGGUAUGUUUGAUUUUCAUAAUAGUGAAAGAAAUUAAAAAAAGAAUUAUUAUAAAAGAAUAAAUUAACUGUUAUAUUAUUGGUUCGCUCGUUAAUGUUUUGAUGAGCCAGUCCUUAUAAAUACAUCCGCAAACCCAUAUCUCAACUUAAAUCAUCAACACAUUAAACACAACCUCUAAUUUAAAACCUCUCUCGUCUCUUUCGUGUCUCUUCUUGUUCUAUUCCAAAACCAACAACAAUCAAGAACAAGUACUAAUGGGAGGAAACAUACCACACAGUAGCAAGAGGUUCUCUCUCUUCAGCUUCUUUAAGCCACGAAAAUCUCACAGAGUGGAAGCAGACGCCUCUUGGGACGACAGCGUUUACACUCGCAAAGCAUUGGCUAGUGACGAAGACAGACGUUAUUGCGUGGCUGAGCCAGGUAUCGACCGUAAGGCUUCUGCCUUUAUCGCCAAGUUCCAUGCAACUCGUGUCUCUGAGUCUGAGCGCCAAACUAUCUCUCCUUACCAAUCCGAGAAGGCAUGAUAAAUAAUUUGAUUAUAUGUAAAUUGAUUUUUAUUUAUUUGAUGUGUCUUUAUGGGAGUUUAUUGAUUGUGUCGUAAUUGUUGUUAAUAAUCGAUGUUUCUUAACAGUUCUCUUCUUCUAGCUUCUCAUUCUUUUUUUCCUUAAUUGCUUUCAUCGUCUAGCUAGUUAAAUAAUUCAACUUAAAUCACAUCGACUGUUUUUGGUUGUGUACGUUUACUAAGUAUAUUCCAUAUAACAUUUCGACAAUUUGUAUAGUUUCCUCGCCAUAAUCAUAUAAAGAUGAAGAGAAGGGAACAAAACUAUAAAAUUCUCAUAAACAACAAAGUUUGUUUAACUUUUAAGAGUAUAUAGAACUUAUCACCAGCAUAUGUACAUUUCAUCUUCACCAAGAAUGAUAUGGAAUAACACGAUUUAGUGACUCUCCAAAACACUCAAAUUGAUCAGAAUGUAGCUUGUUGUGAAUCUCACAUUGACUAAGUUAGAACAUAAUCUAAUCAAAGUUUAGACCUAGCCAUUAAUUCAAUUUGGAAAGCCAUGAAUUAUGACAUGGCUAUCGCUUUGGUUUACAAGUAUGAGUACUUGCUUUUUUGGGCGUAGAAGAUCGAUCAUAUACUGAGAUCCAUUUAAGAUUAAAUAACAAAAAACAAAGAUUUGAAGCCAGCCUGUAGAAUCUAUAACUUUAUAUGAUUGAUAUUAUUUGCAUGGAGAGGAGGUCCCUGUUAAGGUCUAGCCCUCACAUAAUGCUGCAGUCUUUUUGUACAAAAGGUACAUUUUAAGAGUACUUUGAUUCCUCUCCUUCUCUUUUGCUUCGCUUUGAGCCUUUAUGUUGGUUCAUACGUACACUCUUACUUUUACUGCCAAUUAUUAACCACAAUAUUCCCUUAAACUUUAUUAUAUGGUUCCAUGUCUAGUGGUGUUUUUGAAAAAGGUUCCAAAGUCGAGUGAUCUCAUAGUAUUACCUAUAUAACUAAUGAUUCGUGAGUGUUUCAGUCUACGAGAUUCGAUCACCACAAAUAUAUAAAAAAUCACUCACAAUAGAAAG